Messenger RNA from Aspergillus versicolor CBS 583.65, 1445 nucleotides. RefSeq names its product lytic polysaccharide monooxygenase auxiliary activity family 9 protein. Lineage: Eukaryota; Fungi; Ascomycota; Eurotiomycetes; Eurotiales; Aspergillaceae. Bases 324 to 1121 code for a protein of 265 amino acids. The transcript has a single exon. The record is from RefSeq and is a predicted model, not a curated record.
GGUUGGUCGGGUAGGUCGCGGGUGGGUGGGAAAUUAGGGCUCCGUUUCAGGUUGUAUUGAUUAGAGUAUCAGCUUAAUUAAUGCGCGGCAACACAAACGGGACAAGACGGUACUCGUCAAUUCUGACUCUUCAAUUCUAAACGAGCUGGAAUUGGUACCGAAAUGCUAUGGCCGUCUUGUCGGGCAGUACCUGGUAUAAAGGGGCGAGGACUCCUGCUGGAACUUCUUCAACCCAACCCACGACUCUCCUUCUUUUCAUAUACAUCUUCAUUCAUUUCUAACACCUGGGCUGGAUCCGGUAUAUACUGAACAUUCUCGUCACCAUGCGUUCAUUCAUCCCCCUCACAGCGGCCCUGGCCGUCCUCCCCCAGGCCCUCGCGCACUGGAACUACGCCUCCCUCAUCGUCAACGGCGAAGAAACAGAGGAAUACCAAUACGUCCGCAGCACCAAGAACAGCAACAGCCCCGUCACCGACGUGACCUCGGACGACUUCAUCUGCAACGUCGGCGGCAUUGACGACGACGUCUUGAGCGCCACAGAGACGCACGAAGUCGCCCCCGGCGACGAAGUCGGCUUCGUCAUCCGCGACAACUUCGGACACCCCGGUCCCCAGCAGGUAUACAUGAGCAAGGCCCCCGGUACCGCCAAGGAAUACAAGGGUGCGGGCGACUGGUUCAAGGUUUACUCGCUCACGACGUCGAGUAUCAGUGAGACCGAGGGUGCCAAGUGGGCUGCCUUUGAUGACGGUGGUUCGGGGAUUACCAACUUCACGUUUGCACUGCCGGAUAACCUCGAGGCUGGCGAGUACCUGCUCCGUGCGGAGGGCAUUGGGCUUCACGGUGCUGGGGAGAAGGGUGGUGCGCAGUUCUAUAUUGGCUGUGCGCAGCUGAAGGUUACGGGCAAUGGAUCGGGCACUCCCGCGCCGACGGUCAAGUUCCCCGGUGCUUAUACGGGUGAGGAGCCGGGUAUUCUGAUUGGCAUUUACUACCCUCCUGUGUUGAACUACACGGCGCCGGGACCUGCGGUUUGGCCUGGAAAGUGUGAGGACCACACGGCGAACUUGUUGGGUGGAGAGAGCGAUGGGGAUUGUACGGCUAGCGGGGGUGCUGCGUCGAACUAAGGGAAUGUGAGGCAUUGAUUGAGACGUUCUUUUUUUUUUUUUCUCUGCAAGCCCUGGAGGCUAUAGCACUAGCAGUAACUUGUUCCACGGUGUAGUGGUUCUCCAACCUGAAACACUUGGUCUGUCUCGUGUAUAUUAUUCUUUCUGAUGCGGAAUUGACGCCGCUGACAAAUUCAUGGAUACAAACAACCAAAAAGGAAACGGCCUUUACCGGUGGUAUAUUUCGGGCAACCAGUGUAGACUGCUAGAUUCCUCGACUGUUGGCAAAGCCUGGCUGGACACUGGCGUCAGGCAUGUGGCCUGGUCUAUGAUCUUGUGUAUUAA